AUGAGCGCGCCCGAGUCGUACCAGCUCGAGUCCCUCCACUCCGAGGUGGACGCCGGCAAGCCGCCCUCGCCCUCGCCGUCGACGGCCUCCAUCGACCCGUCGCAGGUCCGCUGGCUCGAGAACCAGCGCAGCCGCGGGUGCGAGGUCUGCAAGAUCGUGUGCCGCGGCCUCGGCACCGUGUCCUGCGCCAUCAUCGUGGUCAUCUGCUUCGUGUGGUAUUCGUACCGUCCGUAUGUCGUGUUGAAUAUCUGGCCCAGCAUCUGUCUGAUUGCGGCCCUGCCGUCCUUCUUGUGGGAUCUGGCCGAGUUCCUCACCAUCUGCGCCCGCCUCGGCCGCGGCAUCACUCCGAAAGCCCACAUCGGCGUCGAGUUCAUCCUUACUCUGCUCUCCGGCGCGGCCACCAUCUGGGUGAGCCUCCAGCUGAGUUGGAUCGAUCUCAACGUGGCUCUCAACCCGAUUGCUGUCAUCGUGGGCGAGUGCGCCCUCAUGGGCACCAACACAUUGGUGCGUUUCUGGCUCUUUAUCCGCGCCUGCGUCGAACGCCGCCGCGAGAUCCGCCGCCGCAGACCGCGCAUCAUGUACAUUCCCGAAACAGGGCAGACGGUCUACGUCGUCGCGAAGCCCUUCCCCAAGCAACCGACGUGGAAGUCCCAACAAUCGGGCCGCGCGCCGUCGUUCCCGCGGUCGCAGAGCAACGAGAACCCGAGACAGAUUCCCCAGCUCCGCGUCGACGUCCCCGCGUCCUCGCCACAAUUGUUCUUCCAACCCGAGGAGGAGACUCCCCCGCCGCUCCCGGACCGUCCCGCGAAGGAAGAGACUCCUCCCCCGCUUCCUGACCGUCCGUCGGCGGCGGCGCCCCUGGCGUGGAUCAAGAGGAAACCGGUGCGAGGCGUGCCGCCGAAUAUCCCGCCGGGGGACCACGAGCGGUAUAUGAAGCCGAGCAUGAGGCCGCCGCCGGACGAUUACGUGCCGGACGAGGCGGAGCUGGAGAGGAUGAGGCGGGGGGACGCGCAGCCGCAGUUGAUCCUGCCCGGGGACGUGGACUUGAAGUUUGCGACGAGCAUCACGGGGAUGACGCCGGCUGAUGCGGACUCGAGGGAGGGAAAGUUCAGGAUGGUGAGGCAUGCGGGGACGGGGGAGUCUUCGCGGGCAGGGGCGAGGGCGAUGUCGAUGUGA
Molecule: messenger RNA, 1176 nt
Organism: Colletotrichum karsti
Lineage: Eukaryota; Fungi; Ascomycota; Sordariomycetes; Glomerellales; Glomerellaceae
Exons: 3
Coding region: 1-1176 (391 amino acids)
Source: RefSeq, a predicted model, not a curated record